Schistocerca serialis cubense is the source of this 2077-nucleotide messenger RNA. Its product is annotated as BLOC-1-related complex subunit 8 homolog. The coding region runs from base 187 to 708 and encodes 173 amino acids. The record is from RefSeq and is a predicted model, not a curated record. Gene Ontology annotation, cellular component: BORC complex. The transcript has 5 exons. Lineage: Eukaryota; Metazoa; Arthropoda; Insecta; Orthoptera; Acrididae.
UAAAAUCUUUGAUAUUAGCAAUGUGUUGUCUGCUGUCAUUGAGAGCAGACGGAAUUCGGGGUGAUUUGUUUAUGUUUCUGCGUCCUCUGCGGAUUUUAUUUAGAGGGUGGUUUAAGUUUACACUCAGGCCGUUGACUUUAUAGAGUAUUUGUACUCUGUAAUUCUUCGAAAUCUGCUGAGACAAUAAUGUCUGCUCACAAUAUUUCUGAUCCUGAAUUGGAUAUUAAAGUCAAGAAAGCAACGGAGAGAAUAUCAGAAAAUAUGCACAUUGUUGCCAAUGAGCCUUCCUUGGCCUUUUAUCGCCUCCAAGAACAUGUUAGGAAAGCGUUACCACCAAUGGUCGAAAAACGAGUGGAAGUCACAAAACUUCAUCAUGAACUGCAAGGCCGAUGCUACGAUGUUGAAUAUGGCGUUGGGGCUAUAAAAUCUAUGGAAGGUGCUGAGGAAAGUUUUGACAACAUACAGGAAUUGUUAAAAAAUGCAGUUUUCCUCAAGCAGCAAAUAAAAUAUGAAGAAGCCAGAAGAAACAAAAAAGAGCCCUCAUCUGUAUACAAACGCUUAUCGGCACACAUUACUCUUGACCUGCCUGAUCUGCCAGAAAUUUCUGAUGCUUUGCGUGAAACAGCCAACCGUGUGGAAUCCAUGAUGGCUCAUGCCAGGCAUUCAGCUGGUGCAGAGCUGCAGAGGUCUCACACGGUUCACCACUGAUGACAACCGCAUACAGUGUGAGCUGACUGUUUGUUCUGAAGUAUCAUCUUCUUUAUUGGAAGUCAGACUGUCAAAACACCCAGAUGAAAAUCAUGUGAGGAGCCUUGCUUAUCAGUAACACCUCAACAUUGCUCAUUGCUUCGACAGUAUGACACAAUAUUUUUAAAAUUUAUUUUGCUGGUGAAAAAGAAGAAAACCAUCUCGCCACCUCGCAGAAGAAAUGUAAUACAUGUUACAGUUAAAACAGUCUAAAGAUGAUUUCUAAUUGUGAUUCAAGUAUUUAUUGGGAUCAAUAACAGUAAACCUGUUGUAUAUCAUGUGCUUAUUUGAUAAACAAUGGUAUGAAAAGGAUAGAUGCUACUCAGCAUAUAAAGAGAGAGAGAAAGAGUUGUUUGGCUUAUAUCUGAUGGAGGACUCACUCGUAUAGCUAAUAAUAUCUAGUGGCCUUUUUUCUUUAUACCUGUGUGUCACUCAAUGCCUCCUCUAUGUGGUGAGUAGCAAUCUGUUUUCAUAUUGUUGUUAUUCCAUCCUGGAUUUUCCAUUGUUUGAAGCCCUUAUUUGAUUCAGUUAUAUUACAAACUUUCCCAGUGACUGGCCAACUCCCUUCUUGUUCUUCUCUAGUGUUUUCAUUUAUUUUACUCCACUUGUGUCGGUUAUACAAGUUGUCUCAAAAAGUAGAACUAAAUAACAUAUAUGAACAGCUUAGCCUUAGAAAAUUCACAAACUCCAAUCUUUUUAUAUUCUUGGUGAUUUUUGUAAGAUGGGAAUUAGACAUAUUUCUGAACUUAACAUUUCGUUUCCAAUUGCUGGAGACAUCUGCAGAGGUCAAACUGCUUGGUUAAUUAAUAUUCAGACUUGAACAAGAUCAGCAAGCCAAAGUGUCUACACAUAACCACUCUACAGUCCAGGGGAAGGGGGAAGUUGUUCUCCUACCACCUCAUCACUUUUGGAAGUUUCUUUUCUUUUCUUUAACAUUUGGCAUUGCAUUAAACUGCUUCUAUUGGCUGGAAUAGACACACACAAAAUUUUCUUAGUUUGUGAAUCAUUGCAUGCUAGAAAGCAUUUGUAUGUAUAAUUCAGUCUGGAUGCUAUGGUAUUUGACAUGAAAAGUACCUUUUACCUCUGUUUUACAGGGUGCGACAAGAAGAGCUGUCAGUUUUUAGUUAAUAGCACUGCAUAUUACACAACAUUUUUAUUUUUACAUUGCCUGUGUGUUGCAAAUUUAGUAUCUAUGGAGCUGUGCUUGCACAAGCACCAUGCAUUUCUGAUGCAAAUAUUAUUUUUGAAGUGGUGAUUCUUGCAUUGCAACACUGUUUCAGUUUCUUUAGCCCAGUGGGUUUCAAACUUUUGUGAAACAUUCAACUCGAAG